This is a messenger RNA of Cottoperca gobio, 2706 nucleotides long. It is a transcript of the gene ddi2, whose product is annotated as DNA-damage inducible protein 2. NCBI's taxonomy places the organism in Eukaryota, Metazoa, Chordata, Actinopteri, Perciformes, Bovichtidae. Gene Ontology annotation, molecular function: aspartic-type endopeptidase activity; protein binding. The record is from RefSeq and is a predicted model, not a curated record. The transcript is spliced from 3 exons. The coding region runs from base 210 to 1646 and encodes 478 amino acids. Gene Ontology annotation, biological process: proteolysis.
AUACGGAGCAGAGGGGCGUGAAGACACCCGUACAGAUGAGAUAGCUGACAGAGAACUGGCGGAGGCACUACAGAGGUCCAUACAGGAAAGCGGACAACACUGAUGCAUUUGGAGACAGCUGGAGAGGGCCCGACCAACCAGACACUGCAGAUGGACAAACUACCUCACCGCAGCCCCCAUCAUUUACAUUACCCAGAACCUUAGACCAAAUGUCCUCAUCCCCCUCCCCUUCCCAAAGCCCUUCCUCUGGCCAACCCCAAACCCCGGAUUGCUCUCCAUCUGCUCCGACCGCCUUGGAGCAGGCCUCUGCACCAGGGCUGUGCCGGGACCACCCUGGCCUACAGGAGCUUCCUCGGCCUUUGUGUUCCGCAGAGGAUGCUGGUUCUACACCUCAUCAGGUCCACCCUCACCCUCUGCCUGUCGAUAGCAACUCCAGGGUGUCCCCUGUACCCUGUCCCUCAACAGACGCCCUCCGUACAUGUCCCCCUCCUGCAGACAUGACUACGGCAUCCCAGUAUCCGGAGGAUGAGGUACAGCCGGGCCACGCAGAGGGGGAUGCUGAAUCAGAUGAGGUGAAGAACAGCCCUGUGCUCCCCAAUGUAGGGGAACUUUCCCCCAUUCAACCCAUGGAGCAGGAGGCGACUGAGUCUGACAUCGUUGAUGCUACAGAUCCCCGUACGAGUGCUCCUAGCCAACCGGACUCUGUGGAAAUGGAGUCCCCCACUGCUUCCCAGGGCGUGGCGUCCCCUGAGAGGGACCAGCCUGAAGGAGAGCAUUGUUCCAGCUCCGACAACAUCCCGUCGCUGGCAGCCGCUCUGAUGGAGCUUCACGAGCUGCUAGUGUCCAACAACCGUGCUCAGUUCCAAAACCGCAGCACCUCCUGCUCCCCCUCGCAUCCAUUCAAACAGGAAACAGAUGACCCCAAGCCAUGCACCCCGACGCCCGAAAAGACCCAGCGUAUCCCCUCUACUGCCAUCCCAGCCGGUGCAGAACCAAGCGAUGCCAAAGCCAACCAUGCUGCUCCUGUGUCUAAUGAGGGACCAUCUAAUUGUCUUGUGCCUGACGUCUCUGGCCAGGAUGAGCAUCUGCGUGGGGAUACAGCACAGACUGUGGAGGGACAAGGACCACCGCAGCGUCCAGUUUAUCUGCCCUCCUCCAGGGAGAGGAGGGCAGAUAAAUGUGGCCGAGAUGAAGUAAAUAACGUCAGCAGUUUGCAUCCUGAGCCAGAGGUCCCUCCUGAUCCUGCAAGGGACCUGGAUGUCAGGGAGCCUCCGGAAGGGCAGCAGGGCAGAGGGGUUGCAGAUGGACGAGCCUCUGGCACCAACACCCCAGACACUCUUGGCCUCCAGACUGAGCACACUUUUCUCAGCCCUCUGUCUAUGGCAGUGGGCUCACCUGAGGAAGUCUCUAGCACCUCCUCCCUCUCUUCCCCUCGUCUUGCUCAGGCUGCCCAGCUUACAUCUCCAGCCCCUCUCCUCCCUUCUCCGCAUCCCUUUAUAGAACAAUUUCCAGCUGCGCACAUCCAGAGAAUCCAGGCAGCAGGGUUUUCUGCCAGGGAGGCUGCAGAGGCACUGGAACAAGCCCAUGGGGUUGUGGAGCUAGCUUUGCUGGCACUACUAGCCCGCAGUAUCACUGUGCCCACCUAGACUCAUAAAUUGUCCUACGAGUCCCCAGCCACCCAAAUCAGCAUCUCUAAUUUAUACGUAGUUACUGAUCCAGAUGUCUCAGUCCCUCCUUAGGGAGCACGUAUAAACACAGGAAAAUGCUGUCAGAAUUUCCAAGACAAACAGGACAACUGGUAAAUACUUCUGGAUACUGCUGAUAUGGGAGGUGUGUUUGCAUGCAGAUGUUUUGGGUGGACACCCAUUUCAUUGGUUUUUAGAGAGUUGGCAUGGUAGAUUGAUUUUCUUCUUGUUUUGUCGUCCAACGUUAAAACAUCAUUAAAUGCCCAAUGUAUGUUUGGUUCUUUUUAAACAUUAUUAUAAUUUCCCCUUUGAUAUGUCAUAAAAACCUUUGUUGUUUAAGUUGCAUAGCAUCAAUUAAAAAAAAUCUCAAAAUGGAGUGUUACCCCUACUCUCUGUUCCAGGGCUCUUCUGAGCUUUAGAUCACUCAGCAUAAAUAUGGAUAUUGAAACAAUUGGCUGAUGAAUGGUUUUUAUGUUUGUAGCUCGUUCAAUUCACAAAUCCGAACCCAAUGAUGGAAAAACUACGUUGUGAGAACUGUUGCAGUUAAGAAGGGUUGAUCAAGUUUACAAAUAAUUUCUCUAGAUAAGUGGAAGCCUCCUUUAUCCACGGCUGUUAUCACACUGAAAUAUCAAGUGAGCCAUAAGUGCGUAUGUUGACGUAUCAGAGAUGGCAUUUUCCGAUUUAGUAUGUGUAUUACAGAAGGUAACUUGUACUGUAUGUAUUAUUUUCCACAGUUUUGAAAGCUUUGCCAGAUGUAGAUUACAAAACUGUAGCUCCUGUUAAAAAAUCCUUUUUAUUUUGUGUCAAAUCAUCACAGUGUGUGUUCAUACCUUUUUAAAAACACCCAUUUUCAUUUUGUAAUCUGUUAGAAUAUUGCCAUGUCAGUACAUCAUAUAUCAAGGAUGGAUUUUAAUGGCUUUAUUUGGGUCGUAUACAAACAAUGUUCAGGCAGAUUGAAUUAUCUACUUUUAUCUUGUAUGGAAUUUUAAAUUGCAAAUAAAAUGGAACUAGUAUUUGUACA